This is a messenger RNA of Esox lucius (northern pike), 2490 nucleotides long. RefSeq names its product coiled-coil domain containing 151 (gene odad3). The record is from RefSeq and is a predicted model, not a curated record. The transcript is spliced from 14 exons. Gene Ontology annotation, biological process: outer dynein arm assembly; cilium movement. Lineage: Eukaryota; Metazoa; Chordata; Actinopteri; Esociformes; Esocidae. The coding region runs from base 370 to 2046 and encodes 558 amino acids. Gene Ontology annotation, cellular component: cilium.
CGCAGGGUUAUCCAAAACCUUUAGACCAAAAAGGAUCUGACAUCUCUUUUUGGAAUUGGUGGAAAAGAUCGGGGGCAGCUCCAAAACGAUCUGAAGUCCCAGAAACAUAGGCCUAACGACACAACUUGUUCUUUGAAACUGGGGAAACCCCUGAAAUGUUAUUCUAGGUCGGGCUCCAGGCGCUGUGUAUAUCCGGGUGGGAUAUUCUGAGUUAGUGUACAUGUUGCUAGGCAACGAUAGGGUCUACGGCGAAUGUGUUUUCAAGGCACAUCCGCGCAAACAAGGAACCUUUUGAGGUUAAUAAUGAUCUAAAAUUCCUUUACUUAGCAUCUGAACUUAUUCUUUGUUUGUAAUUAAUACACCCUGAAAAUGCCGUUCAGCGUAGAGGCUAUUAAGCCACCCUUGCAUGACCAGAUUACAGAACUACAGCGAAAAAUGCAACUUCUUGAGGGAGAAAAAAGCGCAUACUAUGAAAGCGCUGAAUCCAGCAUAAAGAAAAACAGGGAUUCGAUCCUGAAGCUGAGGCAGGAGAAUAAGAGAUUGCACAAGAAGUUGGCAGAUGCUUUAGCUGGUGAUGAGCAUGUGAUAAAAGAUGCCUUCCAAAGCAGGGGCAUGGAGAAGGCUGCCUUCCGAAACAUGUCUGGGAAGGUCGCUCUGAAGGUGCUUGACCAGAAGGUGUGUGACAAGAUGAAGAAGCUGAAUGCCCUGAAGCACAAGACACAGACCUUCCGCCGUCGUCUGGACGACCUGCAGAUGCAGUACCAGAGCAUGAAGCCAGAGAACAGGAGCCGAGACAGAGACGCAGAGAAAGCCAACGAGGACGCCAUGAUUCAAGGGGAGACCGCUGAGGAGCGUCCCCAAAAGAACUUGCGUGUGCUGGAGAAUCGUCUAGAUAAGGCCCGGCUGAAGUGCCAGGAAGCGGAACACAUCAUGAGGGGCUAUCUGAAACUAAAGGCCCACCUUCAGGAGGAGAGUCUGACCUUCCAGUCCCAGCUGGACAAACUGGAGGCUGAGAUCUUGAGAGAAAGACAUGAGCUGAAGGCCCUGCAGGUCAUGAACAGUGAUGCACACCUCUCUAAAGACGCUGCCAAGGUGGAACUGCAGUACCAGGAAGAACAGGUGUAUAGGGAGCGUAAAGAGAGGGAGCGAAUCCUCACUCACUACAAGAAACAGGCAGAGGAACGCAAGGCCCAGGCUGAGAGAGGGGAGAGAAGGGCCCAGCGUGCAGCCAUGCACCCCGACGAGCUGAGCAGUGAGGCCCAGCGCAGUGCCACCGCGGUGGGGGAGGAGGAGAGGGCCACCUCCACCUUCGAAGAGGCCUUCCGGCGCAUCAAGGAGGCCACCGGGGUGACUGACACACAGGAGGUGGCAGAGCGGUUCGCCUCUCAAGGGGAAACACAGAAGCACCUGGAGGUGCUGAAACAGGAGAACGAGGCCACCCUGCUUCAGCUGAAGGUGGAGAGGGACCGUCUGCAGGAAUGCUUCCAGGACAUUAAGUACUCCGGGGAGGCCAAGCUCACCAGUGGUCAGCAGAUGCUGGAGGAGUGUCAGCGCCACCUGCAGGCUGAACUGGAGAGGCGCGACGCCGCCAAGGAGCGCCUGGACUGGUUGACCCGCACCCUGAACAUGGUCCGGGCCGGGCUGGAGCACUUAAACGAUAAACUGCAGCACAUCGGACUGGGCGAGGACGCUGUCCCCCAGCUACCCCCUGGCUCGGAGGAGUACGCCAUGGAGCUGCUGUCCCAGACGGAGAAGAAGCUCCUGCUGCUGCGUGAGGAGCUCCAGGGCAGGGACCUAGCCGCCAUUAUGAAGGAGAUUGAGGACGAGGAGUUCAUUGCCGGCAUCGAGGGGAAGCUGCCCCCUUACAACACCCGCAUCAAGCUCCCUGAAGCCCAGAGACAAGACCCAUACGAAGAUGAGGAGGAGAGCGGGGAUGAUGAGGCUGACGUUAUCACCAGGGCAACGCUGAAGCGUCAGUCUCAGCUCAUCAUCGACUCCAAGACCAAGAGGAAGACCAGGACCAAGAAGAAGAAAGGCAAGCUGUGAACCUGUUGGUUAGCCCGGCCGGAGGUGACGAGAGUCAUAGAAAUAGAAUUACUGGAAUGGGCCUGUCAGUCCUAUUCUUUUUCCAUGAUCGGAGAAGCUUUGAGAUUUGUCUGAAGUCGUAUUUAUGGAUUAGGUGUUUGGCCUUAGUUUGAAGUGAAAGGAACCUUCACAUCCUAUUGCUAAAGCAGUCAUAUAGCAGUCAUAUUCCUUUAUCUUUUAUCCUUUAUAUACUUUAUUCCAGGAAAUGCCUAUUGUACAUUAGGGAGUAUGAUUCUGUAGCUAGGGAAGGCUAGCCUAUAUAAGUACAACUAGCUAUCAGCACUGACAUGUUGGAGCUGCCACUUUAGAGUGUGUGUUUGCGUCACAAUACAUUGAUCACAAAAUAAUGGAUUUCUUUCAUUAACACCAAUGAUUUGUAGAUUUUGAAACUGUAAUCAAAGUUAG